UCAUGGAAAUAUUCUGGAAUGAGUGGACUGACAGAUGGUGCAAAGGAGGAUCUGGUUUCUUUCUGUAAUAAUAAAACUGUCCAAUAUUGAUGCGGGUAGAACUUGCGAGGAGUGAUGCAACCGGAAAAGAAUGCAAGACAGCAAGAUGUCAGCGAACAGACAGUCAAUUCGGCAAAUAGAAUAGAUAGUAUAGCAGGCAACGACUUAAAUGUUAGAGACAGUAGUUUAGAUUUAAACAAGAAAGAAGAUGCCAGAUUAAAUAUAGCUACUAAUAAUUCAGAAGCUCAGAUUAAAGUAACUGAUUAUGAUCAGUCAAUGAACGACCACAGCAAAGAAGAAAAUAUGAGCGAAGAUGACUUUGAUCUGUACAGUGACGUCGAUUUGGACUCCGAUGACGUCAGAAGCGGGGCUGAAGAAUCUGACGAAGACACGGAAGGAGCAGCGAGUGUCUCAGAAAACGAAGACAUGGGAGGAAAUGACCAGCGAGCAAAAUCGAAUCAGCUGGUGGAAACAUCAAUCUUAGCUUUAGAUGGAAUAGAGGAGGCUAGAGUUAAAUUUCCCGAUUCGGAUAGAAAAGAUUUAGUGGAGCAACAUAGUGGUUCUAGAACAGAUUUAAAACGUAGCAGAGGCUCGAUUGGUUUGAAAAAUGAGUCUGUUUUGAGCAAACGAGAAAAACUGCUGGAAAAGAGAAGAAAACGAUCAAGAGUGGAUAAAAUCAGGGAUGAUGAAAAAGAACGUUGUAAAAAGUCGAGGAGCGGUGGAGGUGUUACAAGAAGGAAUAUCAGGAACGUAAUGCAGAGUAGUGACCUGAAUUCGGAUACCCUCCGAGCACUGAAAGAGGAAGAAGAACGCAUGAAGAGAUUAGGGAUUGUGGUAGGAGAAAACGACGCUGGGAGUCAGCUGUUGUCGGAAGAAAUGAAUUGCGAGUUAGAAGACGAUGAACUCAAAAAUACAAGCCCACGUGAUCAAACUAUAGAUGUAAUAAAAGCGCAGGAAACUGAAAAGCCUACUGUUAAAGGUAAAAGUGGAAUCAGCGGCAAAAACGUGGCAAAUGAACUGGUUGUUCUUCUGAGUGAUGAAGAUGAUGAUAGUAGUGACAAUCUGUCUGCUGGAUCAAAUCAGAUCAUUCACGGUGAGAGUUUUUCCUCCGACGAAGACGAUAUUAUAUGUAUCAGUGAGAAGCGAACAAGUCAGCCCCAUCUGCCCUCUUCCCAGCUGACCGGUGCGGGGGAGGAUUACGAGGGAGAGACAGACGCAGAGUACGAAGGCGGAGACGGAGGGGAGCCAAAUGGAGAGGCUGAUCAGUCCAACUCAAACUCGCCAGGGAUCGUGAGUCAGAACAGGAUUCUCGUGAAUGUGGGCCAUUCUUCCGAGGACCCGGACAUUUGUCUCUCUCGGGAGAUAUCUAGGACAGUGAAACCACACCAGAUCCAGGGCAUCCGGUUCCUCUAUGCAAACGUAGUCGAAAACCUAUCCAGAUUCAGGGAGAGUGCUGGCUUCGGUUGUAUACUGGGCCACUCGAUGGGACUGGGAAAGACACUCCAGGUGGUAGCCUUUUCCCACCUCCUACUCACAAACCACAUUUGCAAACGCAUACUCGUCAUUGUACCCAUCAACACCAUACAGAAUUGGGUGAGUGAAUUUUCUCAUUGGACCAACUGUGAUGUGUUCGAUCUGAAUGUCUUCCGAAGUGAGUCAGCGAAACAACAGCAAGAUGCACGCAAACAGGCAGUCAUAGACACAAAGCAGCAGCUCGUGAACAGAUUCGAGGCAAUCGUCAACAAAGUCAUUUCUGCGCCUCCUUCACAUGAAGACGAACAAAUAGUCCAUGUGCUGACUAACAUGUGCGAUGAUUGGACAGAUAUCGAGUUUGACUUCCCACUGCAGGGUCAGACUUUUACUUUUGCCUCAAUAGAAGCCCAAAUGCAGCAACUAUAUUUCGAACCUCGAAGUGAAAAUCACUCCGAGAGUCAAACUAAAUCAGUCGGCAACGCAAUUGAACCUGCAAUUGUUUUCGAUUCAAAUUUGUUACCAGAUCUUGACAUUGAUGCUGAUAAUAUAUUAACAACAGAAGUGGGAGACACUUCGCUGGACUGUUUGCCGGACUUUGAAGACCUGUUCUCAUCUCUGCCACUAGCUAUGCCGAGAAGUGAUGGACUUAAUGCUAUCAGUUCACAGAUGAGUAGGAAUAUUGAAACGGGUGCGUUGGUAUCAACCCCUGGCCAAGUCAGCUGUGCCGGAACGGAAAUGAAGCCUGGAAUAAGCCAUGACAUGAACUUUUCAUGUUCUCCUCUGACAGGCCGAGAGAAUAGCACUAAAGAAAUAUUUGAUGAAGACCAAUAUGAUGCAAUACUUAAAAACAAGGAACACGUGAAAAUUGAGCCUCCACAACAAAACUCUCAGAAAACCGGAUUUGGCGGUCAUAAUGCUCCAGACUUCUCAAAUAAUCAAGAGUUACGGCAAACAGUUAACUUUAAAGCGGAAGAGCUUAGACCUAGUGAACAGUCAGAUUCUCAGAAUGAGCCAAUUGCUGGAAUGGAUAAUGUGAUAGCUGAUGACGCUGAGAAUAAAGAAACGGAAAGUGUGCAAAAUGACAAGAACUCAGAGGAUGCAUCAAGUGAGGAGAAUGGGAAGCGUGCGAGUAGUGAGUUCACAGUCUAUAGACUGAGUGAUGACUGCAAGAAUAACAGAGACAGAUUGGAAGUGGUGAACAAGUGGCACUCGAAGGGAGGAGUGCUGCUAAUGGGCUACGAGAUGUUCCGACUGCUCUCCCGACUCAGUGCCGCUGCACUCGCCAGGACUCCCAGAAAUGCCAGCACUUAUCCCACUGCUACAGCUUCACACAAACAUGAAAACCACGCGAAUUACACGCAGGGUGAUCUCAGAACUAGAAAAGAAGUGGAGGAAGAAAGUAUGAAGGAUACAGAGUUGGUUGACCGCCUGCAGCAGCAGUUGCUGAGUGGGCCUGAGGUGGUCAUCUGUGACGAGGGCCAUAGAAUCAAGAACUGUGAUUCGGCCAUAGCCAAGAGUCUCAAUGCCAUACACACAAGACGCAGAGUUGUGCUCACUGGGUAUCCGCUACAGAACAAUCUGGUGGAGUACUGGUGCAUGGUGGAUUUUGUGCGUCCCAACUAUCUGGGCACUCGGCAGGAGUUCUGCAACAUGUUCGAAAGACCCAUCUCAAACGGACAGUGUGUGGACAGCACACCACAAGACAUCAAACUCAUGAAAUACAGGUCGCAUGUGUUGACAUCUCUGCUGCGCGGGUUCGUACUUCGGAGGAGUCACUCGGUGCUGAUCAAGGCACUCCCAAAGAAGACAGAGUUCAUCAUCCUCGUACGCAUGAGUCCCAUUCAGAAGGAGCUCUACAGUCGGUAUCUGGGCCACAUCAAACGCCCAUCAGGUGAACAACAUGGAGUGACACAGCAAGUAAAAAACGCGGGCUCAAAUUCCACGCAGUUUCCAAUGCAAGAGCUGGCAGGCGUUCACAACCAAAAAAGACUUGCGUCUAACAUAUCCGUGCACAGCAAGGUGUCAUCAGUAGGAGAAGCAACGGAGCCGCCCAGUCUGAACCCAAUUCGAGCAUUUGGAACUCUGUGUAAAGUGUGGAACCACCCAGAUGUGCUCUACAAGGCCAUGAAAGAACAGGAAGCUAUGCUUAGUGGGGGCGGCGGGGGAGGAAGUGGGAAGAAGGCGUUCAUUGACUACUCGUGGGCUGAGUCGUUGAUGAGUCAAUACAAGCCUGAAAAUAUCAACGAUGGGCCCAAACUGUUACUCCUCAUGGAAAUCAUCAGGCUCAGCGUGAGUGUGGGCGAGAAGGUGCUGGUGUUCAGCCAGAGUCUGGGCACCCUCACUCUGGUGGAGAGGAGCCUGGCCAGUCGCACGGUGCCCCACUCCAACCGCAUCUGGCAGCGCAACAGGGACUACUUCCGAUUGGAUGGGGAGACAAGUGCCACUGAGAGGGGCCACAUCAUCAACAAGUUCAACACCCUGCAGCCAUCCUCCAGUCCCGAUGACUGUGACAGUGGUGGAUGUGGUUGGGUGAUGUUGCUGUCCACCAAGGCCGGAUGUCUGGGCAUCAACCUGGUGGCUGCCAGCAGAGUGGUCAUCAUGGAUGUCUGUUGGAACCCAUGCCACGACGCACAGGCCGUCUGCAGAGUGUUCAGGUAUGGACAGAAGAGGCGGACGUUCAUCUACCGACUGGUGGCCAACAACACAAUGGAGAAACGCAUGUACGACAGACAGCUCAACAAACAGGGUAUGUCGCAGCGGAUAGUGGAUGAGCUGAAUCCGCAGUUGUUCCUGACGAGAGAUGAGGUGGAGAAACUACUAGACUGGGAGGGACAGGAGACGGAGACAGAUGUUGUGGAUCACACCAUAUCACUCAACAAGUACAGCGACCACAUACUACAAGAAGUGUGCAGCCUGUACUACCCUAUGAUCUCCGUGUCCCCCUUUGAACACGAGUCACUCCUAGUGGACAAUGACUCCAAACUGAGUGUGGCUGAGAAGAGGGAGGCGAGAGAGGGCUACCAGAGGGAGAGCCAGACCAGAGAAGUACAGCAGCUGCAGUCCUCUUCGUCCUCGCCCUACAGCAGGAACUACUCCAUACCCCUGUACAAUCGAGUAGGAGUAGGAGGGGAGCUAAGUGGGGGCAAUGACCGCUUAAUCAGUAUGUUCCAGUCCAGGAGGAACAGACCAGUGGCCAAUAUCAGACCCUUCUCUGUGCGCAAUUCAGCCGCCACUCCUCACACGCACAUUCACAUGCAGCAACCAUGGGCACACUUGUCAAAUCGGUUCUCAUCGGAAGGGACAAAUGGUGACAGCGGUUAUUCGGAGAAUCAGUUCACCCUCAGUGGCGAUGUGCGCAUUCCGGGAAACAGGACAUACAGUGGACAAGACAUGGUGCUGAGAGCAGGGGAGCUGGUGACGCUCACACGCGUCAAAAACCCAAGUCCACUCAAUCCCAGCAGCUGUCAGUUCUAUCUGAAGACGGGCAAUGGAAGUGUGUUUCAGAUGGACAAUAGCACGGCGUCUUCACUAAUGCGUGUCUGCGCUAGAAGUUCCAACAGUAACAGCGCGAAUACAUCAAAUAGCCUCGCAGUUAAUAACUUUCUUGGAGCCACCGGUCAGAAUAUGAUACCUAUGCAAAGUUCGCCGUACGAGCAAAAUGGUCCAGGUCAUUCGCUAUUCGUCGCUGAAGGACCAGGAAUUAGAACGAGUCACUUGCUUCCUCAAUCUAGCGCCAAUAGUUUGCGAAGCUUCAACUCCGCCUACACGAACAGAAACAAGCCUUCUGAACGAACGGCCAAAGUGGCCCCAAGGCAACUUAUUAAGUGCAAUGAACCGAAAGCUCCCCCUCCGGUGAUAGAACUCUCGGACUCAGAUUAGAUUAGUUAAAUAUAUAGUUAUAGUAUCGUUUUUGUUUACGCGCUGACAGUUUUGUUUCGAAUGCAUUUUAUAAUCUGUAAAAUUAUUAAGAUUUGAUUAUUAAGCUACAAAACUAGAAAAUAAACGUUUCUAGAGCCAAUGAACGUAGUGAAACUCUUUUAUAGUUCUUGAUGAAACUUCGGUUCGUUUUUUUUCCAGAAUAUUUUCUUCACGCUCAAAUUUGAUUUAUUUUUGUGGUUUGACUUCUGAAGUUCAGUUCAUUUCAUUUGUUAAAACGAAGGCAAACUCUCUUAUCAAUCAGCAAAAGUCACAAAAAACGCGAUCGAGUUCCGGUUUCGAAAGUGGUAUUUAAUUUUCGGACUUCCAAGCGGAAUAAAAAAAAUCACUUUCUAAUCCAGUUCUCAAAUUGGGUAAAUUUUACCACAAAAGUGCCACUCAUAAAUUGUCAUUGAAAUUCAAAGAGCUUUCGGGGCGAAUAUUUUUUGUUUGAAAUUCGUAAGUUAAGAGAUCAUUGACUUUUUUCAACUGUCUGUUGGCUAUGUUCUCAUUUUUAAGAGGAGUUCACUCAGCUCACCUAAAUUUACAUUAAAAAUUUCCCUAGGUUACAUGUCCACUAGGAAAAAUUAUCUGACCCCUUGUUUUUGCCUGAAACUGCAUCAAUGUUGAUUAUGGUUUAUUUCAUGGCAAAACUAGCCAAAUAAAACAAUUCAAUGUUACUUUAUCAUCAAAAGAAAGUUUCUUAGUGGAAGGAAAGCCGUAAAUUUUUGAAGAAAAAACAGCCCGAAAAAAUUGGAUUCAUUAUUUAGCUUAAAAACAAAGAAGUUAAGUCACCCCUCAACAGACACUCAUAAGCAAUUUGUUUCACUCAGGGAACGACGCAAUUGGAAGCAAUCAAGGCGAUUUGAUAUGGACAGAAAGUACAGAAUUUAGAAAAUGAGUGAGUUGUUGUUUUAGACAAAAUUGUUUUCAUACCAAAAAUUUAUGUUCCGAUUUGGUAACACAUACUAAAAAGGAGCAUAAUUAUGGAAUGCGUAACUUUAUCGUGCAUAUUAGUCGAAUAAGAAAAAUUUUCAGUUAAUAACAGUUUUUAUAAAAUUCUACGUAGAAAAAGCCAAUUACCUCCACCAUUUUAGAAUAAUAGUAUCAGCAGACAAUCACGAGCGUAUAUAGGGUUUUCUCCAAUAUCAGGGCUAACUUGCUAACAAAAAAUUGAUUUUCUGAGCGCCGCCAAAUCACGAGUGAGACCCUAUUAUGAGCAAAUUUUGCACUGCAAGCAAGUUAUAAGAAACUGGCCAAAAAGACAAAUCGGCCCUUUAUGAAAAUUAUUGACCAAAAAUUUUUUGGCAAGGGUCUUUCGGCGGUCUCUGACCUCAAAAUAAGCUUUGGGUCAAGGGGUCAAAAUGCUGAAGGGUGCGUCCGCUCCCUCCCAACAUCGCUACUGCAGACGAUAAGUCGACAAAGAAAAAUCUGGCUUCGCAAAAACAACAGGUCACGACAUUUUGUUGACGUCAAGCGUUGGAGUUACCCGCGAAUGAAUCAUUCCGGUUGCGAGACCUUUUUACAAAAACAAACUGUUAAAACUGAAACGAUAAAUAAUCCGGUUUUAAAAAAUGGAAGAUAAAUACCCGUUUUUCUCUA
Messenger RNA from Symsagittifera roscoffensis, 7029 nucleotides. Its product is annotated as helicase ARIP4-like. Gene Ontology annotation, cellular component: nucleus. Bases 115 to 5391 code for a protein of 1758 amino acids. The record is from RefSeq and is a predicted model, not a curated record. Gene Ontology annotation, molecular function: ATP binding; ATP hydrolysis activity; ATP-dependent chromatin remodeler activity. Lineage: Eukaryota; Metazoa; Xenacoelomorpha; Acoela; Convolutidae. The transcript is spliced from 14 exons.